Molecule: messenger RNA, 1576 nt
Organism: Phascolarctos cinereus (koala)
Lineage: Eukaryota; Metazoa; Chordata; Mammalia; Diprotodontia; Phascolarctidae
Gene: ROPN1
Product: rhophilin associated tail protein 1
Biological process (GO): sperm capacitation
Cellular component (GO): cytoplasm; motile cilium
Source: RefSeq, a predicted model, not a curated record
CUUGGAGUCAAUGUGGGGCUCAGAAGCCAUCCAGGGCAGCCUGUCCAUCCCUAACCAUUGACUCUCCCACCCUCGGGCAGGUGACCCCUCUAGGUUCAUUCCCCGAUCUCGAAAAUUUAUUACCGCUAUUACCUCUUCCCCCAACCCCGGGAGUCUGCUUGCAGAUCUCCAGCCUCAGCGCCCCUCCCCGAAGAUCCCCCUUGCCCAGAUUCGCCCGUGCACUCGGCUGCACUUUAGUCCUUUACAGCCUCAAACCUCCAGGAUGGUUUCCACUCCUCUAAAUCCUUCCCUUUAACUACCAGCCCAAUUCCCCUCUCAGCGGGAGCCCUCAGGUAGUUUCCAGGUUCCCCUAGCUGCGACGCUCCCUCCAGGGUCUCGGGUUCGAGAGCAUCCCCAUUGCCUCACUUCCCCCUAGCCAAUCUGAGCCCUGCCGGACGAGAGGGGGGCGUUUGUGACGUUUCCUCCAACAGGCCUCGACCCCUCCCCCACUGGUUGCUAAAACAGGCGAACCCGCGUGCUUGGUUGUCAAGCGCAAACAAAGGGGGUCCCUCCCCGCCCCGCCCCCACCUGUGCCGCCCUUCCCUCUAAGGUCCUGCUGCUGUCCUUCCGCCUUGGGUGCGAGGCGCCUGUCUCUCCCCUCCCCCUCCCCACCCGCGGCUUGACGCCGGUGCAGACAGGAGUGAGACUGAGCCGGUCUGGGAGCGAGCCUCAGGCUAGCUUCCUCAUUCAAUCCAGCACACUACUCUUGCCCUGGGUGCCCAAUGAAAGUUCAAUUAUAUCAACCAGAGCCAAAGGUCAAGUAACCAUGCCUCAGACAGAUAAGCAAAUAUGUAUCCCUCCGGAGCUUCCAGAAUUGCUAAAGCAGUUUACCAAAGCUGCCAUCCGGACCCAGCCUACGGAUCUGAUCCAAUGGGCUGCCGAUUAUUUUGGGGCUAUGUCCCGUGGAGAGAUUCCUCCAGUGAGAGAGCGAACUGAGCGAAUCCCGUUGUCUAAUUGGGCUGAACUCACACCUGAACUGCUAAAGAUCCUGCAUUCUCGGGUGGCUGGAAGGCUGAUCAUACAUGCUAAUGAAUUGGCCCAGAUGUGGAAGGUGCUGAGUCUCCCAACAGAUCUAUUUAACAGUGUGAUGAAUGUGGGUCGCUUCACUGAAGAGAUUGAAUGGCUCAAGUUUUUAGCUCUGGCUUGCAGUUCUCUUGGAGUUACCAUAGCCAAAACCCUCAAGAUUGUAUGUGAAGUUUUAUCAUCUGAACAUGAUGGCGGACCUCCCCGAAUCCCUUUUAGCACUUUUCAGUUUCUUUACACAUAUAUUGCUGAAGUGGAUGGGGAGAUUUCAGCAUCCCACGUCAGUCGAAUGCUGAACUACAUUGAACAGGAAGUAAUCGGUCCUGAUGGUUUAAUCAAGGUGAAUGACUUUACCCAAAAUCCCAGGGUAAGGCUGGAAUAAAAAUGCACUCCAGCAAUUUUAAAGGAAGGAAGAUAGAGAUAAUUGUGCUUCAGAAUGACUGCACCCCAUACAACAUCCAAUGUCAAUUUUCUUGUACAACUGGUAUGCUAAUAAACAAUUAAGCAAACACGC